CGUUGCCAUGGCGGCGGCGUCGGGAGGGCGGGAGGAGGGAGGGAGCAUGGCCGCCCUGGCCCGGCUGCAGGAGAGGCUAUCGGAGCUGCGAGAGGAGUAUUUCCUUGCGAACAGAUCUAUAGAUGAAGACAGAAAAAUAAAAUACAGAGCUGCUGUCAAAAUCCAGAGCUGGUUUCGAGGAUGCAGGGUCCGAGCCUAUCUGAGACAUCUGAAUGCAAUGGUGAUUUUGAUACAGAAGUGGUGGAGAGGAUAUCGAUGCAGAAAACACUUCAGAAAAAUGCUGGAGACAGCAUAUUUUAUUAUGAAGAUGAAUUUCUACAAUGAAAUGGCUGUCAGGAUCCAGAAAAGGUGGCGAGGCUAUUACGUUCGGAAAUACAUCCAUAAUUAUUAUGCCCUGAAGAAAUACUUACAAGCUGUUUCUGUGAAUAACGCAUUUGUCAGGAGUGAACUUCAAGAGUACGUAGAAAUGAAGGAAAAUGAAGAGAAAAUGAAAGACCUAGAAAAGAAAGAAAAGGAAAAGAAAUACCAAGCCCGAAAGAUGCAUUACCUCCUUAGCACUGAGCAGAUUGCAGGCAUCUACAAUUCGCCAUUCAGAAAAUCCCCAGACCCAAUGGAACUGCUGCUACGGAAUUCAAAGCCACUGAGCCACAGAAGGAAGCAAGUGAAGAGUCCCUUUGCCUAUGAGCUCUAUGACUGGCCAACUUGUAAGAAGCCCCCAGCUUUCGUCACAGCACUGCCUCUGCCACCUAUUGGCAGACAGAAACCUCAGGGGCCUUUCCGCGAUACCGCUGAAGUAUUGUGGCAGCGCUACAAGCCUUUGGAACCAACCUUGCGAGUGGCAGAAUCAAUCAAUUCACCACUGGAGAAGGCCAGAGAGGGAAUAAAAAGGGAGGAAUGGAGAAAUCCUAUACAUGACAAUGAAUUCCUGCCAUUUUCUUCAUAUCAUAAAAAUGAGAAUGAGAAGUAUGAGCCAUCACUUUGUAAGUCAGGCAAAUAUGUCCAAGAAGCUUAUGGAACCAAACAUUUCAGAGAAGUAUAUCCUAAUAAGUGGAUAGCAGACAAGGACUUUCGAACAGUGGUACCAUCUAUUUUUCUCUUCGAAAAGUUUGGAAAAACUUACUCCCGCGCUGGGCAAAUAGUGUAGUUGUCCUGGAAACUACACAAGGCACCUGAAAAGUAAUCAAUAAAUGUAUUUCAGCAAAUGCACAGAAGCAUGUUGACUGAAUGUCCCAUAAAGUAGUCUUCCUGUGAUGUAUACUAUGUCUGAAGUAACGUUAAUUGAUUUUGCUUGAUCUUUAAGCGAUAUGGCUUCCAGGAUUUAUAAAAACUUUUUUUGUGUGUUUUUUUUUAAAAAAAAUUAGCUUAAGAAAAUGAUUUCUGAAAAUGCUAUAUUUUAUUUAACAUAAAUAAUUUAGGAUAGAAAACCAGAGUCAUCAAGUAAAAUACUUGGAAUCACAUUUAUUUGUUACAGAUUUGUAAAUGAGUUUAAAAAAAGAAGAUAGUUUAAAAUUUACAUCUGUUUUUUUCCUCACAACUAUAAAUGUAUCUGCUUCAUCGCUGUUGUUCAUCAUUUUCAGUGUUAUUAGGCAUCCUUUUUGGCUACGGAUUCAUGUCUUCAGAAGUGCAGGAUAGGCAUUUACAUGGAAGAUACUCUUUUAAAUC
This is a messenger RNA of Lepidothrix coronata (blue-crowned manakin), 1662 nucleotides long. It is a transcript of the gene SPATA17, whose product is annotated as spermatogenesis associated 17. The coding region runs from base 8 to 1144 and encodes 378 amino acids. Lineage: Eukaryota; Metazoa; Chordata; Aves; Passeriformes; Pipridae. The transcript has 10 exons. Gene Ontology annotation, cellular component: spindle pole. The record is from RefSeq and is a predicted model, not a curated record. Gene Ontology annotation, molecular function: protein binding. Gene Ontology annotation, biological process: spindle organization; mitotic cell cycle; establishment of meiotic spindle localization.